UCGAACCGGUGCUUGGCGGCGUUGCCAUGGAGAUGUGGCCUGGCCGUCGCUUGGGGCUUGCGGGUUGACAGGACGCUCAGGUUGCUGGCCUUGGGGCUCUCUCCCGACGGCGCCGUCUUCUCCUCAGACAAGGCUGACCGAGGAGGAGUUUGGAAGCUCCCGAGAGUUUAUAGAAACCUAUUCACAAAAAUGGCAUCCUGGUUAUAUGAAUGUCUUUGUGAAGCUGAACUUGCACAGUAUUAUCCUCAUUUUACUGCCCUUGGCCUUCAGAAAAUAGAUGAAUUAGCCAAGGUUACGAUGAAGGACUACUCCAAACUGGGAGUCCAUGACAUGAACGACCGCAAACGUCUCUUCCAACUUAUCAAAAUUAUUAAGAUUAUGCAGAAAGAAGAUAAAACAGUCAGUCCAGAGCAUCAUCUUCAGACAAGCAGCCUGUACAUCAAGCCUCAGGAAUUCAGAUCUGGCCCUCGCAGACAGCUGCACUUUGAUUCUCCUGUGGACAAUAAAGACAGAACUGCCAACAACGAUCGGUUUGAAAUGUGCAGUUUAUCAGAUUUCUCUGCAAAUGAACAGAAGUCCACUUACCUAAAAGUGCUGGAACACAUGCUACCAGAUGAUUUCCAGUACCAUACAAAAACACAAAUUCUGAAUGCCACAGCUGCUGGUUCCGAUGUGCAAACAGAAACUAACACUUCAUUCUUUUCAUCAAAUCACUUUUCCCCGGUAUUAGGAGAUUGUGAUAUUCCCAUUAUUCAAAGAGUCUCUCAUGUUUCAGGUUAUAACUAUGGAAUCCCUCAUUCUUAUAUCAGACAGAAUACCUUAGAGAAAGAGAAUCCUUGGACUGAGAUGGAGAAAAUCAGAGUUUGUGUUCGAAAACGUCCUCUGGGCAUGAGGGAGGUACGUCGUGGAGAAAUUAAUAUUAUUACUGUAGAAGACAAAGAAACCCUACUUGUGCAUGAGAAGAAAGAAGCAGUUGACCUCACACAAUAUAUUCUUCAGCAUGUUUUUUAUUUUGAUGAAGUCUUUGGUGAGGCAUGUACCAAUCAGGAUGUAUACAUGAAGACUACUCACCCACUCAUUCAGCAUAUUUUCAAUGGAGGCAAUGCCACUUGCUUUGCAUAUGGACAGACAGGUGCUGGAAAGACCUACACCAUGAUAGGAACGCAUCAGAACCCAGGACUGUAUGCUCUGGCUGCCAAAGAUAUCUUCAAGCAACUAGAAGUAUCCCAGCCAAGAAGGCACCUCUUUGUCUGGAUCAGCUUCUAUGAAAUCUACUGUGGGCAGCUUUAUGACCUCCUAAAUAGAAGAAAAAGGCUCUUCCCAAGAGAAGACAGCAAGCACGUGGUACAGAUAGUGGGACUGCAAGAACUUCAGGUGGAUAGUGUGGAACUCCUCUUAGAGGUAAUCUUAAAGGGAAGCAAGGAGCGCAGCACUGGAGCCACUGGAGUUAAUGCCGACUCCUCCCGCUCCCAUGCUAUCAUCCAAAUUCAGAUCAAAGAUUCAGCCAAGAGGACAUUUGGCAGGAUCUCUUUUAUUGACUUGGCUGGCAGUGAAAGAGCAGCAGAUGCCAGGGACUCCGACAGGCAGACAAAGAUGGAAGGUGCAGAAAUAAACCAGAGUCUUCUGGCUCUGAAGGAAUGUAUCCGAGCACUGGAUCAGGAACACACCCAUACUCCCUUCAGGCAAAGCAAAUUAACUCAGGUCCUGAAGGACUCUUUCAUUGGCAAUGCCAAAACCUGCAUGAUCGCCAAUAUCUCACCAAGUCACGUGGCCACUGAACACACUCUGAAUACCUUGCGCUAUGCUGACCGGGUCAAGGAACUAAAGAAAGGCAUAAAGUGUUGUGCUUCAGCUACCAGUCGAAAUCGGACAUCUGCAAGCUCCUCCCCAAAACGAAUUCAGAGCUCUCCUGUGGCCCUGCCAGGGGACAAGUGUUCUCCCAAGAAAGUAAAGCUGGGGCUUCAGCAAUCACUCACAGUGGCACCUGGCUCCACAAGAGGGAAGACCCAUCCUCUGGCCAGCCACCCACCUAACAUCCCUUUUGCUUCUAUACCUAAAGUCCCUGGUAAAAGGGGUAGCUCCAGAGGGAGUUUUCCUCAAGAGUGGCUCAUUCAGACUAGCCCUGUCAAAGGAACCAUGAGGUUUGGACAUUUGGCCAAAAAAAGGGCAGAAGAGUCAGCUCUCUUGUGCUCUGAGAAAAAUCAAAUUGGCAACAAAACUGCCCUUGGGUGGGGAAGCAGAGCUCCAGGCCCAGAAGAAGUGCAUGGUAAGCUGCCCACCAAGUGCAAGAAAGUUCAGACUGUGCAGCCAGUACAGAAGCAGCUUGUGUCACGAAUUGAGCUCUCCUUUGGCAACACCCACCACAUAAAAGAGUAUGGUCAGGACAGCAAAGAAGGCAGGCCUGCUGCUGGAACUUGGACAAACAUCCCUCCACAUCAGAAGGACAGGGAGGAACAUUUACGUUUUUAUCACCAGCAGUUCCAGCAGCCUCCUCUCCUCCAACAAAAGUUAAAUUACCAACCACUGGAAAGGUUUUUAUGCCAAUACAGGACGCCAGAGGGUCAGCUUCAGAAUGAGACUCCCCCUCUGUUCCACUCUUGUUCUGAGAGCCAUGAUGGAGCCCAGGUUGAGGACCUUGAUGACAGUGAUUUCAGUGAAGAUUCUUUUUCACAUGUCUCCAGUCAGAGGACCACAAAGCAGAGGAACACCCUGGAGAAUAGCGAAGACUCAUUCUUCCUUCAUCAGAGGGGGGAGCAAGGUCCUGAGGAGCAGGCAGCAGAAAGGCGGGAGAGUCUGUUUUCUAGCCCCAGGACUGACGGUCAUGAGAAAGGUCUAAGUGAAAGCUGGGUGUACUCCAAGGACCCCAUAAGCCACAUGAGAGCAGCACUCGAUCAUAGCAGCAGCCCAAGUAAGGUGCCCUUGGAUUGGAGCAGAGAGGAGGACUCCACCUCCUCAGGGCAUUCUCCCAAAGACAACCCAGCAGAGAAGCCUUACUGCUCACAGGUAGAUUUUAUACAUGGCCAGAAAAGAGGUGGAGGCCCUGCCUUUGAUCUCAGACAGGAUGCAUUCAGAAGUGAGGUUCCUGGGCAGACUGAGAAGAGCUUGCCAUCCCCAGAGGAAGAUGGUUUCACUUUCUCACUAUCUCACGGUAUAGUUCCUGGAUCCCCUGACCAAAGAGACACAGUCACCACACCUUUGAGAGAAGUCAGUGAAGAUAGCCCAAUUCAAGUGACUAGAACAGUGAAAAACAGUAAUGCUUUCCAAGGAGAAGACUCUAGAGGGCAAUUAGGCAUGUGCUCUGAAUAUGCUUCUGGACUGAUGGCUCCCCUCACCGUGUCCCUCCUGGAGAACCCAGAUGAUGAGGGUUCUCCCUUGGAGCAGCUGGCCCAGGAUAGAGCUAUGCAUAGUCCAGUGGCAGAGAGCAUAGGGGGGCCAGUUUUGGGCCACACAGUGUCAUCUGGUGAUCAAGAGGCAGUCUUGUCAGUGUCUUCAGCAGCUGGGCACCUGUGGCUGUCCUCAUCUCCCCCUGACAAUAAGCCUGGGGGUGAUCUUCCAGCUCUGUCUCCAUCACCCAUCCGUCAGCACCCACCUGACAAGCAACCCAACAGACAGGCUGACCUGGGAGAGGCCUGCCAGAGCAGAGAGACUGCCUUCUUCUCCCAGGAGCAUGUGGGUGGUGAGCAGUAUGAUGCCGAUGCCGAAGAGGUAGAGCUGGGCGGCUCCUGGGGUUUCCCAAGAAAGCCCUUCCCUACCAUACAUACUGGGGUGCCUCAGUCUGGACCUACACUCACUGCACAAACAGGAAGUAGUGACCAAUCCUGGGCUCAGAGAAAACAUCCUACAAGGUUUGGUUGGCAGGAGCUUGGUUUGUCCACAGACCCCAUGAAGUUGGCCUGCUACAAAGAUAUCCCAUGGCUCAAACGUAGGCCAGUCUCAAGGUGUAGAGGAAGGCCAGGCCCUCCCCUGGCCCACAGCUGUUCUCCCAAGACUGCAGGGACACUCCAUCAGCCCACCCUGAAGCAAGCACAGCAGGUGGUCAUCCAAGCACACCAGGAACAGCUGGAUGAAAUGGCCGAGCUAGGCUUCAAGGAGGAGACCCUGAUGAGCCAGCUGGUUUCUAAUGAUUUUGAAGAUUUUGUGACCCAGUUGGAUGAGAUCAUGGUUCUGAAAUCCAAGUGCAUCCAGAAUCUCAGGUGCCAGCUACAACUGUACCUUACCCACCGCAGGCUAGCUGCUGCCCCUGAGAGGACAGUGGUGUCUUAGAGUAAGAUCCUGUAUGGGAUGGUGUGGGCAGUGCAGGAGCCUGUGCUGGGCUCUCAGGGGCUGGGGGAGGCCUCUGCCAGGUCCUACUUGCACAUUACCAGAACCCACUCUCUGGUCCUGCCCGUGCUAGCCUGGCCCCAGCUUCUUUCCCUCAGGGCCACACUGAAGAACUUAAUGCCCCUUCCUUUUCUUUGUGGCUGGAGAAUUUGCUUUACUGACCCAUUGUCCAUGGGAACACAUUUGGAUCUAAUGACCUUAAAGAUGUUUCUAACUUUGGGGACCAGAGGAUGGGGUCAUCAGUGGUAACCUAAAAGUCAGAGGUCACAAGCUAGGAAAGACAAUAUGCUGAGCCCCAGUGGCUUUAUCAGCUGAAUUCUGUGCCUUUGUAUUUUCAAAGACUAAAACACUGGCUAAAACCUAAAACAUUGGUGCUAGUGGGGCAGGGAUCAGGGUAAGCUGUGCCCUGAUUUAGGGAUAUAGAUUAGUUUUUUAAAAUAUAAAAUGGAUAAACCUUGACUUGAUGGGUCUUUCACAGCAGCAGAUGUGAGACAAGCUUUGGAGAGUUCCCCUCCUUUCCUGCAAUCCAGUUUUCAGAGAGAAGGUGCCCAUGUCACUGCAUUAUUCUUUUCCCAUCUCUGAUUUUUGCUGGGGCGAUGAGCCUCUAUACAAUGCUCACUAGCCCUCAUGCUUCUGUGGCAGUUCCUGGCUCCUGUCUGAGAGUCCUCACUUCCCCUAUCCCUCCUAGAAGAGUUGAAAGUUAGAAGAUCUCAGACAAGUCUGUCUCCUAGCCUUGCUAUCAUCUAGGACACCCUGGCCAGCCACUAUUGCCUUCUUAAGGACCUAUGUUCGACCCUUGGCACAGAGUACUAUAGUCAACAGUCUGAGGCCUCCGAAACAGAAUUCUCUCUCACACACACACACACACACACACACACACACACACACGCCCGCCUUCUUCUGAGUUGUUUGCUGGGUAUCUAAAAAGAUACAGGAAGCAGCCUCCAGAUGCCAAUCAAUCACUUUCUGAGGCCACCAUGGGUCAAACUGAGAUUCUUAUAUCACAGCCUUGGCCCUAAUGCCAAUUACCCUGUGAACUUUAGCUUCCUUCAGGUAAAGGAUAACUUUUUAAGGUUUAAAAAGAGAGAGCUUAAAUGGCUCUCUUGAGACUAGCAACCUGGCCUGGCCACCCUUUGUCAGCCUCUGGCAGUGCCUAGUCUGACCACCAGAGGGCGGCCUCAUUCCAGCUUGGUGCUUCUGGGCCCUAAGGCUCUGAAACCCCUCCUUAUAUGAUCACCGAAAAAACUUAAGAGACCCACGCCAGCCAUAAGCCCAAGUGAGACAGUGGUGUGGUAUUAAGUCUAAGGACAAGAACCGUUAGGAAUGAAUCCAGUUCUAUCAGAUACAACAGUGCCACUGAGAGCUGGUGAAACACUUUAAAUCCAGGGCUGCCUGUGGACAGAGCACAUACACGUCAGCUGCUCAGAGGAAAAGGGACUUCUUCCUCACUUCCUGAGUGAUUCCCCUGAAGGAAGGCCCAGCCUGUCCCACCUCCAGAAUCAGUCUUGCAGGAAGGCAUGUCCUUGGCCCAGAGACAGCUAGGUCAGGUUCAAACAGACAAAAACCAGGGCAGACUAGAGGGCCAGCUCGUGGGUCCUGCAGGCCUAGAGUGGGAAGAAAGUUCUGACACAGAAAAUAGUUAGGUCCUGUUUCAUGCCCAGCAAAUCUAAGCAGGAAAUCCCUUCACCACCCACCUACCCACCCCCCUUAGUAAAACAACCCUUGGCAAUAAAGCACAGCAGGACAUACCUUUUGGAUUUUUAUUAUUAGUUCUCUCUGAAGAAUCAAAAUAGUUAGCAAAUUAUUUUAGAUUCAUCAAGACUGUAUAUCCUUUGUAUUUAGAUCUUUAAUGUUGUACAACUUAAUAUAAAACAAACCAAAGAGACUGAUUUCUAUGACUAGGUGUUACUCAUUGUGUCAUCCUAAAGCAGUGGGCUGGAGGGAGAGGCUGUUCAAGGAGAACAGAGGUGGAGUUAGUGCUGGCCAACUAAAUCAUGGCCUGUUUUCUAACCCAUUUCAUGUGCUGGGAAGGGACCAAUCAAUGAUUUCUUAAACUGACAACUGUUUCCUAGAGCAGGGGCUCUAAAACCCUGGGUAGCAGAGGGCUGUGGUCCAAACCAAGCUAAAAGAAACAGGCUGGGGCAGGGAAGCAUGGUGAAUGCCUGGCAGAAGAGGCAAACUCUGGGUCCCAUGGUGAAAAGCACAUUUCUUUGCACCUCAGAGACUUUGCAGAACCAGUGUAACACUAAGACUUUGUUAAAAGGGG
Molecule: messenger RNA, 6586 nt
Organism: Lemur catta (Ring-tailed lemur)
Lineage: Eukaryota; Metazoa; Chordata; Mammalia; Primates; Lemuridae
Gene: KIF24
Product: kinesin family member 24
Exons: 13
Coding region: 190-4263 (1357 amino acids)
Biological process (GO): microtubule-based movement
Molecular function (GO): microtubule binding; microtubule motor activity; ATP binding
Source: RefSeq, a predicted model, not a curated record